Umbelopsis ramanniana AG is the source of this 3413-nucleotide messenger RNA. RefSeq lists its product as uncharacterized. Bases 15 to 3218 code for a protein of 1067 amino acids. The transcript has 16 exons. NCBI's taxonomy places the organism in Eukaryota, Fungi, Mucoromycota, Umbelopsidomycetes, Umbelopsidales, Umbelopsidaceae. Gene Ontology annotation, molecular function: protein binding. The record is from RefSeq and is a predicted model, not a curated record.
UACCGCCGAACACCAUGGACAAUGUUGCUCGUCCAUGCGAGACAUUUCCUUCUGCUCCAAACUGGUUUGGUGCUGCCGUAUCCGCCUUCUGCAGUCCCCUUGAGCUGUAUGUCUAUGCUUCCAGGAAUAGGAUUAUUGCUCUCAACUCAAACACACUCCGAGUACAGAACUCCUUCAUAGCCUCUCAGCAUAAGCUGCAUGCAAUCGCAAUACACGGUACGAUCUGCGCCACGACAGGACAGGACAAAGCUGUUCGAUGCUGGAACUUGGAUAACUGUAAAUUAGAAAACGGCCAUCUUCGCCACCAGGCAGAAGUCAAUGCUCUCUGUUGGGCGAAAAAAGGCACUGUAUUGAUAUCAGGUGACAAACAUGGCCAGUUAUCUAUCUGGGAUAGAUCUCAGGAUGUCAUUGCGUCUAAAGUUCACAUCAACAACACAAUUCGAAUAAUCGGUCAGACAGUGAUUGAAGAGGAAGAUAUAAUAGCUGUUGGGUAUGCCAAUGGUAUGAUUAUCGUUGGCAAGCUAAACAGUUUGCAGCAAUUUGAAAUACUAUACCGACUGGAACACCAGAUUGACGAAAUUCAAUCAUUACGAUGGCAACAUACUCAACCAUUCGAGCAAAACACUAACUGGCCGAAGCUGGCUUCCGGAUCUAGGGAUGGAUCUCUCGUGAUUUGGGAUGUACCAAACGAGGACGUCCGUCUAAAAGUGUCACCUCCCAAAGACAAACAGAUGACAAACAAUCAACAGUCGCGCGUUUUCACAGUGGUAGCGUGGUCCACUAUAUUACCUCAGCGUCUCUUCUAUUCUUCCUUGAAUGGGGACAUAAUUUACAUAGACAUAGACAAAGCUGUACCCAAGAGCAACAAAUACAAAAGGUUUACUGAACUGCACUCAAGAUCUGUAUUUGGGAUUGACAUAGUGGAUGACGGGCGGUUUGCCAUCUCGCAUUCUAUGGAUAGAUCGGUUGUGAAGUGGGAUACAACUCAUAUAAAGAAAGAGUUUGCAAUCAGAACGAUGGGAGGAAUACCUUACUCGAUGGAUAUCAGCAAAGAAGAUGUAACGAAAAUGGCAGUUGCCCUGAGUGACAGUAACAUCAAAAUAUGGAAUGUGCCAAUAUCCAAGGAUGCAUUUUCUAGCCUUUCGAAUGCUGGAGAUUUAUACCGCUCUGAAAACAUCUGGAAGGGUUUGAAGGGGAAAAUUACAAAGCUCAAAUGGCACCCACAAAAUGAAGGUUCGCUUGUGUUUGGUACGGAGCACGGAUCUGUGAGCUUGAUUGACACGUACAGUGGCAAAACUACAUCUUUCAAGUCAUAUCACAAGGGAACUGUAUACUCCUUGGACUGGGUAACGUCCUCAGACGCAUUUACGCUAGCUUUGCAAGGAAAUGGUUCAUCCCAAGGACCUUGGGUGUUAAGCUGUGAUGGCCGCUCCGUCUACGUCCACGACUCCAUGAAGCCUUCUAAGCCUGCUGUCAAUAUCGAUGACGCCUUCAGGGAACAAAACUCUGUUUGGAUACAGUCUGUUCAGGAGAAAGGAAUAUCACGGUGUGAUGUUGCAGUGGAUAACGAUACUGAAAUGCUAGCGCUGGGUAACACUGAUGGAUCCAUUGAAGUGUACAGCUUGAGCAAUUUAAAACUUUUGUAUACGGCUAACAAUCAAACAAAGACAAUUAAUUGUAUGGCUUGGAAACCCAAGAAAGAUGGCCAGCAUAGUUAUUUAGCGACUGGCUCUGCUGACACUACUAUCUGCGCGCAUUACUUGGGCAAGGCAGACAACAUCAACAACCUACAAGAUAUCCCGCUCCCGGCCACUACCUUUGUGCAGGUCUUCAAGGGCCAUUUGGAAGGGAUCACAGAUAUUACCUGGCAACCAGGUGAAAAUGAAAAUAAGCUUGCAUCCUCUUCUAGCGACGGAAAUAUCCUGAUUUGGGAUCUUGAUCGCGAACGACCACUCAAUUGUAUACCCAGUUUUAUACGUGUUUUAUCCUUGUGCUGGAGCCCAACUAUACCCUCCACCUUAUUUUCUGGUAACGAAGACCACUGCAUUCAUGUUUGGAAAACGGAUGAACUACGCGUUAUGGAGGAAAAUGAGCAGGUCAUCAAAAAGUCCAUAAAUAGCGUCAAUUGGAAUCGAAAAAUGAUUGCAAAGCCAUCGAAAAAUGGCACUGUAAAUGCAUCUGAGGUGCGCGACGUCAAAUCAGUUCCUGCAAAACGGACAGCCGAUCAACAGCAAUCUGGACGAGUUACUGCCAAUGCAAGAAAGAAGGCAAAAGGUAAUGCUGAGAAUGGAAUUUUCACUCGUUUAGAGGCAUCAAUACAAAAUGCAAGUCGUAUCAGUACGUGCUACGAAUGUUUGAAAAUUGCCGCUGUGUGCGGGAACUGGGAAUCAAUCGUGGAAGACAUGGAGAAGAAAGCGCUUGAUAGGCUUGGGAAUUUGGACACGAUAAAGACGAAAGAGACAUUGGACGCCUGUAUGAAGCAAAGCGACUUAGAUACUGCUGGCGACCCAUUGUUUUCAGCUCUGUUUGAGAGUAAAAAUCGAGUGCGGGACAUGAUGGAUGAAGAAGUUGAUACAUAUAACAAAACCAACACCGGCAAGCAAAUAUCUGGUGUCACCGAUGUAACAUCCAAAGCAUCAUUCGACCCCAGAAUACUUCUCGAUGUCAUGCGCAACACGAGCGAAUCCAUUGAUGCAAGUGACAGCCGCAACACCAUGGUCACUACUGAAGACUGGGUAGCACUGGCACUUGCCCCGAUGUUCAGUAGGGAGUUGUGGGAAGAAAAAGUUGUAAGGUUAGCUGCCAAACUGGACAUGACCAACAACCCGCAUGGGGCUGUGGUCUGCUACCUUGCUGCGUUUCAAGUAUAUCCAGCCAUAGACGUUUAUCGACGAGCCAAACUGUACAAAGAGGCCAUAGCCCUAGCUAAAUUACGUUUACCGGAAGGCAGUGACAUUAUUAGCGAGCUUUUUAACGAAUGGGGGGCUUACCUAGAAACCGUAUCUCAGUACGAAUUUGCCGCAAAAUGCUACUUACAAUCGAAACGAGCAGGCUAUGGACUCAAUGCACUCAACGCUCUUGCACGUCCUAAUGAUGCUGUUGCUCUGUACUGGUCCGCUACCAUUGCUUAUGCCUUACAUGAUUCGUCGGCUUCCGAGCGGUUCAAUUUGUGGAUAGCCGAGUUGGAAAGACAAACCUCAGAGUCAACGAAAGAAUAAACACUUUUUGAUUCGAAAACAUUGCCUUUUACGGACGAAGGUUUCCAUAACACAACACAUCCAACUAAAAUCAUCACUCUUGGCUUUUCUUUUUUUUCUUCUUGUACAAACUUUUUUAUCUUACAUAAACUGGGAAAGAAACACUGGACGGAAUAGUUGAAAUAGAUACGGCCGCUCAGCUCGGUCAUGAACUCC